GAGAAAAGUACAAAGAUUAGUGUCCAUAAAGCCAUUGUAACUGCCUACUUUUUCAUAUAGAUUUGAAUUAUGUAUGGAUCAUCUACCGCUUGCGAAACCCACCUGAAAUUCCUUGAACGAUUCCAUCAGCGCUGCUUCCGUACAAUUCUAAACAUCCACUGGACUGAUUACGUGACUAAUGUGACCGAUCCUGAACAGGUAGGAACUACCAGUAUUGAGCUCAUGCGGCUGAAAACCCAGCUGCGCUGGACAGGUACGUUUCUAGGAUUAAAGUUUGUUCAAGAUUGUGCUCUAUGAUGAAUUCACCAUCAA
This is a messenger RNA of Loa loa (African eye worm), 312 nucleotides long. RefSeq lists its product as hypothetical. The record is from RefSeq and is a predicted model, not a curated record. The coding region runs from base 70 to 297 and encodes 75 amino acids. The transcript has a single exon. Lineage: Eukaryota; Metazoa; Nematoda; Chromadorea; Rhabditida; Onchocercidae.